AUGCUCGAUGGCCGUGGGGCUGCUAGAAAGCCCGUUGGUGUGGUCACUGUUGGCGAGUGGACAUGUGAUUUACAAAAAAAGUUGGUAGACUUUCGGCCUGUCCGACCAGCGGAGAGACACCGAAGAGUCUUGGCCUACCUGGACUGUCAGCCGAGAACGCAUAGUCGCCGAGGUACUCGACUUUGUCUGAAAGAGAAAAAAAAAUGGGUAAGGCAUGCUGAAGUUGGACAUUUUACAGGCCCUCGCUCGGCUUUAACGCCGAUUAGUCUAACAACCAAGAGGCAGACGACCUUUCUUGCAUGUUUCCGGCAUGACUACGCCUGA
This is a messenger RNA of Protopolystoma xenopodis, 324 nucleotides long. NCBI's taxonomy places the organism in Eukaryota, Metazoa, Platyhelminthes, Monogenea, Polystomatidea, Polystomatidae. The record is from the annotation of a GenBank genome assembly.